Phyllotreta striolata is the source of this 2399-nucleotide messenger RNA. Lineage: Eukaryota; Metazoa; Arthropoda; Insecta; Coleoptera; Chrysomelidae. The record is from the annotation of a GenBank genome assembly.
AUGUUAUUUAAACUGAUAGUUUCGUUAUUUCUGAUGAAAUUCGCGCGAUCCAGUUGCGUAAUUUCAUCGUUUUCUCAAGUCGACGAAGCGACGAAGCGCUGCGACAGCAUCACCGUGACCGACCUGGUGGUUCCCCCGGGAGUGACCUUGGAAUUCGACCUCAACAACGGCACCACGGUGGACUUCGACGGUCUGGUUACAUUCGAAAACGCCUCGUGGACGGGCCCUUUGGUUAGAUUCAGAGGCGACGGGGUCCGCGUUCGAGGAGCACCAGGUUCCGUGUUCGACGGACAAGGCGCGUUGUAUUGGGACACGAAGGGCGGCAUGGGCGGGUUACCGAAGCCCUAUUUCUUCCAAAUAGAAACCACCGGCGGUUCGGUAUUCGAAAAUAUCUCGCUGCUAAAUUGCCCUCAUCAUUGCGUUAUCAUAUCGAGCAGUGAUUUGACUCUUACAGGAUGGAACGUUGAUGUAUCUGCUGGUGAUAAGGGAAAUUUGGGCCACAAUACGGACGGAUUCGACGUCAUCUUCGGGGAGAACGUAGUGAUCGAAAACUCGCGAGUGCUCAAUCAGGACGAUUGCGUCGCGGUGAACAGAGGCUCUAAUAUGUUGAUAUCGAACCUCUACUGCUCCGGGGGGCACGGUAUAAGCCUGUCGGUGGGAUUCAGCAAACACUCCUACAGGCACAACACCGUCCACAACGUCACGUUUUCGGAUUGCACCGUUGCCAGAUCGCAGAACGGGAUCCACGUGAAGACCCACAACGACGGGUACUUGGGGGAGAUUAAAAAUAUUACUUACAGGAACAUCAAAUUCAUUGAUGUAGAAAAUUUCGGAAUAAACGUUCAACAGGACUACGCAAACGGUACCGGUACAGGACAUCCAGAAAGUAACAUACCCAUCACAAAUCUAACGUUGAGCAACGUCUCGGGUAACGUUAGAGGCUCUAAAAGCACCGCGGUAUUCAUUUUGUGCGGUUCUACCGGUUGCUUCGAUUGGAAAUGGUCUAACGUGUCGAUAACGGGAGCCAGAAGGCGCGAUUCCUGCAUCAAUUACCGCCCGUUCGGGUUCGCUUGUUAAUAGCCGAAUGUCGAAUUAAAUUGCAUUAAAACGAAAAAAUAGGUGAUGAUUGUGCCCGAAAGGGUGAACAGCGUCUUGUAGUUGAGAUCGAAGAAAUGGCCGGCGGUGAGAGCGGGUUUGGUGGCCCGCACGUGUUCGACCAGAUUCAGCAAUUCCUGUUUCUCCCUGCUGAAAACGGGAUAGUUCUCUUGGAAUUCGUAGCACAGGGCGAUCAGUUUCUGCGACUCCGCGGCCGUCCAAUCGGCGGCGAAUAUCACCAGAAUCGGCAGGAUCUGAAAAAUCAUCCGUACACACUAUAUCACUUCUUGUCGUACUCACCAUUCCGGUAACUAUGAAGGAAAACACCACCAUAAUAUUCGCCAAAGCAUCGGUGGAAUGUUUCCACGACGGCGCUGUAACCACUUCCAUCCCGUGCAACGUUAAAAUACUAUUCGAAAUUAUAGUAAGGAAUAUUUGAAUGCCGAACAACGAAUUAAUAUCGGCGAUUAACUCGCGCAAUUGCCUGAACAUUUUAUCAACGGACCCGCUGAGCAGACAUUUCAUCCUGAAUUGCCGCACGAAUGUGCUAUUCAACUCCUUAUACUGCAAAUAGGCGUAAUAAAUAUACGAAAAAGCGAUCGAUAAUUGCACUUGCUGAAUACUCAUGCAUACGUAUUUGAUGAAGUAUUUGCUCUGUACGAUAUAACCAUCACGAAUACACCAAAACAUGUUAGCUACUAGAGAAACGAGGGUGCAUGUGAUUAGAUUGAUUGUUAGUAAUUUUUUGUAGUUCCUCACGAACGAGUUCGGUUUUGGUCGCAUCGAUUGCUGAAUGCGUUUGCUCUUUCUGUGCAGCUCGAUCCACUUGCGGGCGUUCCAAAAGGACGAUCCGAUGAAGGUGAUGAAGCAGUUUAGAGAGUCCAGGAUGUCGCGCAGGACCUCGGCGAACAGCGAAAAGGCGUAGAUGUUGUGGCUGGAGCCCGGGGCUAGCAACUGAUAGAUGCUGUAGAUUUGUAUUAGCUGAAUGAUUAGGUAGUACGAGACCGCGUACGAUCUGUACAAGCGCCUUUUUCUGAUGGUCGUCGAGUUGAAGUCUAUUAAAGGGGCGACGCCGAAAAUAUUUCCGAUGCUUAUGGAAAAUUCGAUUUUUCUCAGCAUGAUUGCGAACGCGACGAAACACGAACGAAUAAUGUCACGAAAGCUGUUUUAUGCAUCGGUGAUUCCUUUUUGGGGAAAUCAUUUAGAAAUGAAUUGGUAAUAUGCAUUAAAUUCGGUACAAAGAAACGCCGGUAGAAAUAUUAAAAUGUGUAUUAUUAAAUAAAAUUUGUAUAUAAAUAUUUGAG